This is a messenger RNA of Sodiomyces alkalinus F11, 942 nucleotides long. Its product is annotated as meiotic recombination protein DMC1. The record is from RefSeq and is a predicted model, not a curated record. The transcript has a single exon. Bases 1 to 942 code for a protein of 313 amino acids. Lineage: Eukaryota; Fungi; Ascomycota; Sordariomycetes; Glomerellales; Plectosphaerellaceae. Gene Ontology annotation, cellular component: CURI complex; UTP-C complex. Gene Ontology annotation, biological process: rRNA processing; ribosomal small subunit assembly.
AUGUCAUCUUCAACAUCCCCUGGGGAGGGCUUCUCCAUCCUUCCAAUACAGAUGCCUCCCGCUCCGUCCUUCCCGACGCCAGCCGUCCACGAAGUGCGCAUUCGACGAAACGUGACAAAGAUUCCUACAGACAUCGACGGCCGAAGCCUUUUCUUGAAAAACGUCCCCGCCGACAGCACCGAAGCUCACUUCCGCGGCCUCUUCGCCUCAUUAAUCGGACCGGGGCGCUUUGAAAGCAUCGCGUUCGAGGACGACCGCAAGAGGAAACUGGGGACCGACCCCGCGCAAGCCACCAAGGUUGCGAAUUUCGGGAAGAAGCGGAAGAGGGACGAAAAAGAAGCCGAGGACCACGCCAGAGAGGAGGAGGCAGCUCUCUUGCCCGAGAUCUGGACCCGGAGGAUACGGAAGAGCGGGAGCAGCGCCAUCGUGGUCAUGGCGGACGAGAAGAGUGUCGACCUGGCGCUGAAAGCCAUCGCCAGGGCCAGGAAAACCACCAAGUACCCCGUCUGGGGCGCCGGCGUGCCGGGGGAGGCACCCGGGCUCGGCGCCGCGUGGAUGACGUCCCACCUCCAGGUGUCGCGGUGCGACAAGACGGGCACGCAAAAGGCGGUGCACGCGUUCUUCACGGUGUUCAACCGCAAGGAGAAGGAGGCGGCGGAGAUGGCGAAGAGGUUGCGCAACGAGCCAGACGAGGACGGGUUCGUGACGGUGACGCGCGGGGGCCGCACGGCGCCGGCGACGAGGAACGAGGCCGAGGUGGCGCGGCAGAAGAUGCUGGAGAAGGAGUCCAGGAAGAAGGAGAGCAUGAAGGAUUUCUACCGGUUCCAGCUCCGCGAGAGGCGCAAGGAGGAGCAGGCGGCGCUUAUGCGGCGGUUCGACGAGGACCGGAAGAAGGUGUUUACCAUGAAGGAGAAGCGGGCAAAGUUCAGGCCAGAGACAUGA